Molecule: messenger RNA, 2229 nt
Organism: Pogoniulus pusillus (Red-fronted tinkerbird)
Lineage: Eukaryota; Metazoa; Chordata; Aves; Piciformes; Lybiidae
Gene: VENTX
Product: VENT homeobox
Exons: 3
Coding region: 1-729 (242 amino acids)
Biological process (GO): regulation of DNA-templated transcription
Molecular function (GO): DNA-binding transcription factor activity, RNA polymerase II-specific; DNA binding
Source: RefSeq, a predicted model, not a curated record
AUGACCAAGGCCCCUUUCUCUGUGGAGUGGCUCUCCCAGAGCAGCCAGGCACUCAAGAGCUCCAUCGAGAACUCCCCGCACGGAAUAUCCUCUGUGGGCCACCGGACCGGCUCUCAGCAUGGCUUGAGCGAGCGGAGUAAGGAGAAGUCCGCCGGCCCUCGGGCCGGGAGAGGCAGCAGAAGCAGGGAGCGCCUGGCGACCCCCCCAGCAACAGGAGCUGGUGGGCAGCCCCAGCCGGAGGCUGGUCUCGAGUGCUCGAGUGCGGAGGAGCCCGGUGGCAGGGGCGGGCGGCGGCUGCGCACGGCCUUCAGCGCAGAGCAGAUCAGCACUCUGGAGAGCUCCUUCCAGCGCCAGCAGUACCUGGGCGCCGCUGAGCGCCGCAAGCUGGCGGGCAGGAUGAGGCUCUCGGAGGUGCAGAUCAAGACCUGGUUUCAGAACCGUCGGAUGAAGCUCAAGCGGCAGCUGCAGGAACUGAGGACGGAACCUUUCUGCAGCCCUCCAAUCCCUUACGGACCCCAGAGCGGCGUUGUGCCCUUGCCGCUGACAUACGUGGCCCGGCCACCACCUCUGCCCCAGCAAGGCGCUGCCUCUGGAGGUUUCACCUUGGCGGCUCUUCCGACACCCACCCUGGACUUCAGCAGCGCCUGCAGAGCGCAACCUGUGGGCUUUUGGGCGGCACCCUGUUUUGUAGGUUACAGGGAUCCCAGAGCUUUCUUGCUGGGUGUCUGACCUUCUGAUAUGGACUGUGACUAAGGAGGAUUUGCACUACUGAUAGCUGUCUAGGCUGCCGUGUCUGUAACUGCCUGGUAAGUGUUACAGUGCAGCACUGAACAAAAUACUUUACAGCAACACACUGGACAAUCUGAAUCACGGACUUCAGGCCCCGGCAUUUAUAGGCAAUUGUGUACAAUAGAAACACUGUGGAGCAAACACUAAUAUAAAUUGAUUUUUUUUUUAAAUAAAUCUAAACUGUUUCAAGCUUUGCUGUCAGUUCCUUCCACAAGAAUUGUGGAGCUAUUUAUCCUGCCCUAAAAGACAGCUCCUCUUAAUUAAAGGAAGCAUAGUCUCCAUGUAAUCUAUCUGUUCUGUGCCCCUGCAAUUUACCAAGGACGCAUGCAAAAGAGCAUGAAAUUUUCCCUGUCCUCUAAAGCAGGUAUUCAAGCCCUUUAGCUAUUUCAUAGAUGACACUUUCUCUGAAAGGACUGUGCUUUUAAUCAAAUGUGUGCAUACAGCUGCUUACUAGUACUUAAUGCUGGUCUUUCUACAGUAGCAGAACAGAUGCUGUAUGUUGGAGCUCUUUAAUAUAUAGAAUGUGAUUUUAAGAUGUAAAAAGUUACUUUCUAAAUAAAUAUGUAAAUGUAUUUUUGCACUUUCAUGUGCAGCCUCAGUAGACUAGUAAGAAACUUUUUGUCUAAAUAGAUCUUGGAAAGACUCUAGCCUUGAAACUUAUUAAAAAGAAAUGCCUUGGCAUCUCACAUACAACUAAUGGGCUAUGAUGGUGGUGGUCAAAAGAAAUGUAAUACUCCAAAGCUGAUUUUCCUUAAGUAGCAGUAAAUUUUGUCACCAUUGUGCUAUGCACCUUUUAAACUUAAAUGAUGCUCUAAGAAUUUGAAGAUCAAAAUGUUCUGAAUUCAGGCUAGAGAAAGGGCUCUGAGAAAUGAUCCUUGACUGAUGUAAGCUGCCAUAAAUCUCUUAGAAUCAAUUGUCAACUAACAUGAAAAGAGUAAUAAAAAUUUCCAUCACUUAAGAAUUGAUCUUGGAAGUUAUUCGAACAUUUCCAGUGCACUUGUAAUCUGGGUUCAUAUAAUGCAUGGUCUGAAGAAAGUUCUCCACAUUGCUCAUCCUUGAACACACUUAUUUUCUUUUCUAUACAGGGACCAAUCUGCCACUCAGUACACUUGCCUGGUUAAAGCUGCUGCUUAAGACUGUGGUCUUGAUUUUCCGAGUAGCUGUCACAUCUGGAAGUCUCCUUAAUUGUGUUGUAAUCCAUGCUGUAUUUUUCUAGCCUGUUGAAAUAUUAAUAUUUGCUUGCAGUUGCACAGUUAAUGUGUCUGCAAUGCAAGAGUUUCAGAAAACUAAUAAGGGCUCAGGUGCUAUCAAUCUUUCUGAAAUCUCUUCAGGACUGUGAUGUAGUUUGGGAUUAGAAAAAUUUGUUGACACUAGAUAAAUUGUUCCAUUGAGUGGAAGUUUUUUUUUCUCCAAGUAUUAAUGAAUAGCUAUACUGAUUUG